AUGCCUUCCUCACAGUUCGCCCACAAAGAAAAGUAUCGGUACCAGAAUGGCUUCAACUCCUACCAUGAGUCAGAAGCCGUAGAGGGAGCAUUGCCCAUCGGCGCAAACUCUCCUCAGAAACCACCAUACGGCCUCUACGCUGAGAAGCUAUCCGGGACUGCCUUCACUGCACCGCGACAUGAGAACCAGCAAACGUGGUUGUACCGCGUGCUGCCCUCGUGCGGGCACAGCAACUUCGAGCCCCGCGAAUCCUCCACAUACAACACCAACCCUGAGAACAAGCCAUACGAGAAGAUCCACCAUAUCCCAAACCAGCUACGAUGGGACCCCUUCGACCUUGACGAGACGGUGGAUUGGGUGCACUCGCUACAUCUUGUAGCUGGCGCUGGUGAUCCUACAAUGAAGCAGGGCCUUGGCAUGUACAUCUAUGCAGCAGGAAAGAGCAUGGAUGCGAAAGAGGCCUUCUACUCCGCCGAUGGAGACUUCCUCAUAGUACCUCAGCACGGCGUGCUGGAUAUUCGCACAGAGCUAGGCCGUCUACUAGUACGGCCAAACGAGAUCGCCGUUAUCCCACGCGGCAUCAAGUAUCGCGUCGAUCUUCCAGAUGGCCCUGUGCGAGGGUACAUCCUUGAACUAUACCAAGGGCACUUCCAGCUGCCAGAGUUGGGCCCGAUUGGCUCCAAUUGCCUCGCGAACGCGCGUGACUUCCAGGCACCCAUAGCAGACUUCGACGAGGACACUGAGACCGAAUGGCACGUCUUGUGCAAGUUUGCUGGCCACCUCUUCUCUGCCAGACAGGGUCAUACUCCUUUCGAUGUUGUGGCAUGGCAUGGUCUCUAUUACCCAUACAAGUACGAUCUUGCUCGCUUCAACACAAUGGGCAGCGUCUCGUUUGAUCACCCAGACCCCUCCAUCUACACUGUAUUGACCGCGCAGUCGGACCACCCAGGCACGGCAGUAGCAGACUUUGUUAUCUUCCCACCCAGGUGGCUGGUCGCCGAGGAUACAUUCCGGCCGCCGUGGUACCACCGCAACACCAUGUCUGAGUUUAUGGGUCUGAUCCAAGGUCAAUACGACGCCAAAACCGGUGGUGGGUUUCAGCCCGCUGGCGCAUCGCUCCACAAUGUAAUGGCCGGCCACGGUCCAGAUGCUUCUACGCAUGAGAAAGCGUCUAAUGCUGAGUUGCAGCCCCGCAAGGUUGGCGAGGGUAGUAUGGCCUUCAUGUUUGAGAGUUGCCUGAUGGUCGGCGUGACUGACUGGGGCCUGAAGAAGUGCAAAAAGGUGCAGGAAGGGUACAAUGCGGAGAGCUGGGAGCCGCUGAAACCGCACUUCAAGAGACCGACUCCGGCGAAGAUCGACAAUGGUGUGGAUGGAAAGGAUGGGGUCAUUGGCGACAAGGCUCAGGUGCCUCACUGGACUUCUUAA
Didymosphaeria variabile is the source of this 1425-nucleotide messenger RNA. RefSeq lists its product as uncharacterized. The transcript is spliced from 2 exons. Gene Ontology annotation, molecular function: homogentisate 1,2-dioxygenase activity. NCBI's taxonomy places the organism in Eukaryota, Fungi, Ascomycota, Dothideomycetes, Pleosporales, Didymosphaeriaceae. The record is from RefSeq and is a predicted model, not a curated record. Bases 1 to 1425 code for a protein of 474 amino acids. Gene Ontology annotation, biological process: L-phenylalanine catabolic process. Gene Ontology annotation, cellular component: cytoplasm.